AUGCAAAACAACAAAAAUAAUAUCGACGAUUACACCUUUGCUAUAAGGCUACAGCAGAAACUUUAUGAUGAUUACAAUGGUGUGCCUCAAGAAAUAACUACUAGUAUCACAAAAAAUGUGGAAAGCGAAAUCGAUGAUGAUUACGCUGCUAUGCAAUUGCAACAAAUGUAUAAUGAGGAAAGACAUGAGAACGAUUAUAUUCUUGCUAUGCAGUUGCAAGAAAUGUAUAAUAAGGAAAGGACCAAUAAUAGCAAAGAAUAUGAAAAAAUCCCUGAAAAAUUUUCAAACCAAUCUACUGACAAAAAAAUUGUUGAUAAAGAACCUCUCAUCAAAAAUUUUUUUCAAAGCAAUUUUAAUGAGUUUGAUAAUGAUGAUUCUCCACCUUCUUACUAUUCUUCUCAAAAGCCUGCACGUAAUGAUUUCGGACAUCCACAUAUCCCAGCAUUUAAUAACAAUAAUAAUAGUUAUUUUCAAGAACAACCAUUUACGCAACAAAAAUACCCGCAGCAAUUUCCACAGCAAUACCCGCAGCAAUUUCCACAGCAAUAUUCGCAGCGAUUUCCACAACAUUCGCAGCAAUUUUCACAACAAUUUUCACAUCAGUUUCCACAGCAAUUUCCACAAUACCAACAGCAACAGACUGCUCCUAAUUAUCAAGACAUGUUUUCCCAAUUCAUGAAAUUUAUGGAGGCAUCUCAAAAUCAAAAUCAGAAAAAUAAUAUUAAUUCUUAUUACGAUACGAAUGAUAUUAAUUUUUCUCAAAAACCUAAUCGAAAUAAAAUUAAUUUGUCUAAUCGAGAGCCGGGUAUCUUCAAAAUUCUAUUGUUAGGUGGAACCGGAACUGGGAAGUCCACUAUUAUCAAUACGAUGACAAAUUACUUUUUAGGUGGUACUCUUAAUAAGCCAAAAAUAGUGAUCCCAACAAAAUAUUAUAAAGUUACUGAAAAUGAGUACCUCAAUAAAGAUUCAGAAUCAACAAUUGAGGACGUAACCAAGAGUCAAACUACAAAAUGCCAUACCUAUAAUUUUGCUCAUCCUGAUAACCCUGCUUAUAAAUUUAUCCUUAUCGAUACUCCUGGACUAAGCGACACAAAUGGCGUUAAGCAAGAUGACAAGAAUAUUCAAGAGAUUAUUGAUGCUGCAAUUUCUGCCGGUUCUUUAUCAGCUAUUGUAAUCAUUGCAAAUGGAACUGAAGCUAGAGUUACUCCAUCAAUCAAGAAUACAUUGGUUAGAUUGUCAAAUAACCUUCCCGAUGAUCUAUUGGGUAAUCUUUUGCUUAUUUUAACAAAGUGCACAAAAAGUAGUGCUUGUUUCUCUGAAAAUGCUUUUUCAAAAGAAAUCGCAAAGCCUAAGAAAAUUUUUUAUAUGGAUAAUCAAUUUUUCUGCACCGAUCCUAAAGUAUGGAAAGAUGAUGAAGAUGAAAGUUCGAAUGUUGAACAUCAUUGGAAAAAGUCUCUUAAUACAAUUGAUAGAUUAUUGGAAACAAUUACUGAAUUAUCUUUUACUUCGACUAAAGCCUUUGAAAAUAUGAGAGAUUACAGAAAUAAAAUUAAAUCUGAAAUUGCUAAAGUGGCUCAAGAUAUUGCAAAUAUCCAACAAGUUCAAGAUUGCCUUGAAGCUGCUCAGAAAGCAUUACAAAAAACUGGCAAUCAAAAGAAUUCUUAUUCUAAUUAUACAAAAACUGAAACAAUUACUCUCGACAAAAUAGUUCCUUCUGAUCAUCAUAGUACUAUUUGUACCCUUCAUAAAAAAGAAAAAAUUUGUCAUGAUGGAUGUGGACUUAGUAUGGAAUCAAGUUCUGGAACUGAUCACUUUAUUAAUUGCUCAUGUAUGGGAUCAAACAAUAUAUGUAGAGUAUGUAAUUGUGGUCCUAGGAGCCACUAUCACGACAUGGUCAAAAUGGUUAGGGAAACUAAAACAUUAAAUAAAGUUCUUGAAGACAUGAAAGCGCAAUAUGAUAUGGCCAACCAACAAUAUCAAAAACACAGUAAUGAUGCUAACAAUUAUCAAUCAUCACUUUCAAACCUCCAAGCUACUGCUAACGCUAAAUAUGAAGUCAUCCACAAACUUUGUAAAGAUUUAAGUAAAAUUUGUUCUCGGUUUAAUUUUGUUGACGAACUUCAUGCAAAUAUUGAAAGCAUGAGACAAGAUGCGAGAUUAAUACAAAAUGUUAAUAUACGAAGGAAUGCUGAAGCAGAGAUUCAAAGACUUGAGAAAUUAGCUACGGACUUAUCAUCCAAACGAGGAAGUGUGUAA
Molecule: messenger RNA, 2256 nt
Organism: Cetraspora pellucida
Lineage: Eukaryota; Fungi; Glomeromycota; Glomeromycetes; Diversisporales; Gigasporaceae
Source: the annotation of a GenBank genome assembly